CCCCCCCCCAAUAAGGUCAAAGAGGAAGAAGACAAACAGAAAUUUCUAGACGUUCAAGGGCCACUUCGGAAAGAGGACCGAGCAGUUUCUUCCCUCUGCGGUCCACGAUCCACGAUCCACGAUCCUCGAUCGACGUUUCAACGCUCAGAGUCGAGUCAAAGACCGUCACUCUCGGACCCCGCCUCCAUCUGCUCAGCAAACAAUACCUCCUCGGGCGCUGUGGGACGGAAUUGGCACCCGUGAGAAGAAGCUGCGAGAAUAUGUCAUGGUGCCUUGAAUAGUGGGAGUUUCUGGGGGAGCACGGGAGUUCAUCCCUACAUCUGACGACCACAACCGGCCCCUUGCUGGGCCUUGUAUCGCCCCCCUUCGUCUAACCAACCACAUUGUCGUGUUACCAAACUCUGGGUCCCAUCAAGCUCUGUGGCGUACGUCUGGCAGCCCGGCUCUCUAUCCAGGGCUUACGCCAUUAUUGGUCCCUCUACCAUAUCCGACAAGCUCACUACAGUUGGAACCCCCCGGCUCUGUAUCGCUUUCCCCUCGACCAUAGCCGUUGCUUCAUUGCUGUAUCUCCCAAGACGCCACUUGUUACGCACUGGAUUAUCAUUUCCGAGUCCUGCUAUGCACCUUUUCUUCACAUGUCGCUCUCCGAUCUCGCCGUUCCUUCUUCCUCUCCCUCCCACGCCUCUCCUCCUGCGAAGCCGACCCAGAUAAAGUUCUAUCGUCCUGCGCAAAUGGCCCUUUUCGCCAAACUGGCAACAUAUCCUCCGCUGGCCCAGGUUACGGUUGUCCCUCCGACAAGAGACAAAUUCAACUUUACAGUCGUCCUCGAGUCCUCGAAAUCAUUGCCGGAGAGACCGUGGGAGGUAUCGAUAUGGUAUGAUCACGCGAGCUACUCUGGGACCAAGGCUCCCUGGCUUGCGCUGGAUCUGAAAUUAGUCGACACCACUCCAGCGGUCCUUUAUGACGAUAGCCAAACAGUUAAUUAUCGUUACACAUUUUCUGGAGACCUCGACAGCCCGUUCGUUUCGGCCGAAAAAACUUACAAGGGUCGCAGAGUCCCUUUUACCGUCCGCUAUCGAGUCGAUCCCAAUUCGGAAUGGUCCUGGGUCUAUCACAAUUUCGGCAUCCGUGAUGGGGAACUCAUUCUACAGCCUCCCGUCGAUCCCAACUUCCUGGGCGCAUCACCAGUCGAAGUCGGUGAAGGUUGGACUCUUAGGAAGACCCCCAGCGAUGCGCCAGAAGCGCGCCUCUACACCAUCGAGUCAGCUCAACCCAUCCCUUCAAGUCAAGGAAAUGCGAAACUCGAAUCGCUCGUCCUGGGCAGAGUGACCCAGCUCUGCCGGUGGUUUGCCUUGGUUCGCAUAUGGGAACCAUGGUUUGCUCCUCGGCAUGGCGAGCAUCAGCUGCAGCUAUCGGAACCAGCGAUAUUACUGUCGUUUCUGAGAUAUGAUGGUCUCCAUGUUGUGAUCCUGGCUAUCAAUGGAAUUGACGACGUCCUUACUCAGUUUGGGUCGACGCGCGAUGGCGAGAUCGUGGUUCAAUCGAGAAACGACUCUGGGCGGGAUCGGAAGUUCAAGGUCCUGGCGGCUUCAGCAUGGAAGUUCGAAAUCGCAAAUGCUGCCGUUAUGUAUGAGAUGCGAAAGCUGGUCCGACAGUCUGCGGUCUAUCAGCAAAACCUUGAACGACUAGAGCAGCUGCCAAAGAGCAUCAGGUCGGAAUCGCUUGACUCGGACACGGUUCUUGUUAAUCACGACAGACCCUCGUCGGAUCAACCCGCCAUCAACCCACAGUGGCUGGCAAGUUGGUACGAUAGCUUGGCGUACUGCACAUGGAACUCUCUCGGGCAGGAUCUGAAUGCUGAAAAGAUUAUGGCCGGGUUGGAUUCCCUUGCACAACACCAGAUUCAUAUCUCAACCUUGAUCAUCGACGACAACUGGCAGUCUCUCGACGGCACUCAAGGAGCCACGAACCAGUUCCAUCGAGGGUGGAAGGACUUCGAAGCGAACCCUCUGGGAUUCCCUGACGGACUCAAAUCUUCCAUAGACAAAAUCAAAGAGGCUCACCCCAAGAUACGUGACGUCGCUGUUUGGCACGCAUUGAUGGGUUAUUGGGGCGGUAUCUCUCCAGAAGGCGAUAUCGCGAAGAAGUACAAAACGCUCGAGGUCACAUUCCGUGACGGAACUCCCAUGGCUGGACGCAAGCUCACCAUCCACCCGGACGACAUCCACAGAAUGUACGACGACUUCUACCGCUUCCUGUCUAACGCUGGGGUGACUGGCGUCAAAACCGAUGUUCAGUUUUCACUUGAUCUCCUGGCGGACACAUCUGAUCGACGAUCAUUUACCAACACCUACCAGUCGGCGUGGACGCAGGCACAUCUACGCCAUCUUUCUGGAAAAGCCAUCUCGUGUAUGUCGAUGAUUCCACAAAUUCUCUUCCACAGCUUCCUUCCCACGACCACACCCAGGAUUCUCCUCCGCAACAGUGACGAUUUCUUUCCUGACGUGCCGACGUCCCAUGCCUGGCACGUCUUUGUCAAUGCGCAUAACGCCUUAUUUACACAACACCUGAAUAUACUUCCUGAUUGGGACAUGUUUCAAUCAAGUCACCCGUACAGCGGCUUCCACGCGGCGGCACGUUGUGUAUCAGGCGGACCUAUCUAUAUUACGGACACACCCGGAGAGCACGAUGUGGAUUUGAUCCAUCAGAUGACAGCUUUGAAUCCGAGAGGUCAGACGGUCAUCUUGCGUCCUAGCUGCGUUGGCAAGACCAUGGGCGUCUACGACAAGUACGACGAGAAAGGGGUUCUCAAAAUUGGCGCCUACGAUGGCAGGUCCGACGUUGGUUCGGGAAUGCUAGGUGUGUUCAAUAUUGCCGAGUCGGAAAUCAGCUUCAUCCUGCCAAUCACAAAGUUCCCUGGCGUGAAUGCCCCAGCUUCAACGGACGGAGCAACGCAAAUUUCGAGUCGGAAAUGGAUCGCCCGCUCCCACAUGUCAAAACGCAUCACCCCUCCAAUUCACCCCUCGGAUCCGAUUCGAGCAGAAAGCUUGCUUCAGUGCACGUUACCACCACGAGGGUACGACGUCUGGACGUCCCUUCCUGUGCACACAUUUCAUCUCCCAGCCUCGAACUUGGAUGUCGACGUCGCCGUGCUGGGUCUACUGGGCAAAUUCACCGGCGCGUGUGCGAUUAUGGAAUCGAGCUUCAACCAUGCUGAGGUAGACUCCGAAUCUAUUCCCCAUCGACUGAAGAUACAUGUGCAAUUGAAGGCCCUUGGCGUGCUCGGCAUUUGGAUUUCAGAUGUCGAGUCUCGGCAGCGCAAGGUGGAAGAAUUGAUGGUCAUCAUCCAAGGAAAAGCCGUGCCACAACAUGUUGUUGCGUUCAAUGCAGAACAUGGACCUGAGGGAAGUGGUAUCCUAGAGAUCGACGUUGCUUCAGCAUGGGAGGAGAUGGAACUGGAGCCUGGAUGGAGCAACGAGGUCGGCGUCGAUGUGUUUUUGCCGUGACGGGCGACCUCAUAAUGGUCUUGAGAUGAGAAGGCACCAGGACUGACUCAAGAGAAGAUUACAAUCCAGAAUUAGAAAGUCUCGGACACUGCAACGAAGCAAUCAACACGGAUCCUCUUGUCGACCUUGGAACGGACAGUUCAGCGCCAAAUCGGAGGAUUAUGCAUCACCAGUCCUUGAAAGUGUGCAGAGCGAAUUGCAGCAUAUCUGGCGGGCGUUGACACCACUUCAAUUUUUAUUCUUUCUCACGCUAUAUCUGAACCGUAUAGGGAGUGUUUUACCCACGACACUCCGCACAUUUUCGCCACAUAUUCUGAAACGGCUAGAGAGAAGCUUGCGACGGACGUGGUUUCCUUGCACGGAGAUACAAUUUGCUUCAGCUUGUACCAUGACAAAAGCGUACGACAGGAUGAUGUUAACGAAUUAAUUGGAGGAAAUGCUUUGGAGUGUCAAGGAAAAUAGAGACCCCAGCCAACAAGUUAUAUGGAAGAGAAUACGCACGCAUAUCACCACAGCUAGAGACAAGGGAAAACUGAACGUCGCAUGAUGAAACGUCGAGAAAAGAGAUACGUACCUACAUCUGCGGGGGCCAAAGGGCGCUUGGAUGAACAGCACCGUUUUCCGCCACCCACCCUGCCUCCCCGUGCGAGAAUGAAUACCGAAUAGAAUAGAUAGCACGGAAUGCCAGAGCACAGCAUUACAAUGAUUGACGGGCCGCGAGGGGAGUGGAUGGAAAGUUUCCUGUUCAAGAGAAGCCGGAUGGCUGCUUGCUGGGAGGAGAUAGAAGGAAAGAAAAAGACAAUCCGCAAUCGAAUCAAAGGCCGUCACUCAUAUCCUUGCUUGCUCCUCGAUCUCGACUCGGUCCAGGUCCAGGUCAAGGUCAAGGUCAAGGUCAAGGUCUAGAUUGACCUGUAACUACUCCGUACCUUGUAGGUACCUGGGUGCCUAGAUACCCUACCAAGGAAUCAGGGCAAUGAGUGGGAUGUUUCAGGACUGUUAUCCGGGAGGUCCUUUCGGCUCGUAGGUUUCUAGGUAUGGGGCAAAGCAGAGAAGGGAAAAGGAACCAGCAUCGUAUAUACAGUCAUGGCAAUUUGGUAUAUGUUCUAAAA
Messenger RNA from Cladophialophora immunda, 4615 nucleotides. RefSeq lists its product as uncharacterized. The record is from RefSeq and is a predicted model, not a curated record. The coding region runs from base 636 to 3506 and encodes 956 amino acids. Lineage: Eukaryota; Fungi; Ascomycota; Eurotiomycetes; Chaetothyriales; Herpotrichiellaceae. The transcript is spliced from 2 exons.